GAGCCGCGCCGGAAGUGACGUGGCGGUUGCCGGAAGCGCUGCGACGGCCGGCGCCAUGACGGCGGGCGGGCGGUGAGGAGGGCUCCUCCCGGGCUGCGGCGGCAUGGCGCACAUCACCAUCAACCAGUAUCUGCAGCAGGUACAAGAAGCCAUCGACAGCAGAGAUGGACAAUUUUGCGCAGAAUUGGUAUCAUUUAAACACCCUCAUGUCGCAAACCCAAGGCUUCAGCUUCCAUCUCCAGAGGAGAAGUGUCAACAAGUGUUGGAACCACCAUAUGAUGAAAUGUUUGCAGCCCACUUAAGAUGUACUUACGCUGUUGGAAACCAUGACUUUAUAGAAGCAUACAAGUGCCAAACAGUUAUAGUUCAGUCUUUCCUGCGAGCAUUUCAGGCACAUAAAGAAGAAAACUGGGCCUUACCUAUUAUGUAUGCUGUAGCCCUUGAUCUUCGAAUUUUUGCUAAUAAUGCAGAUCAACAGCUAAUGAAGAAAGGGAAGAGCAAAGUUGGUGACAUGUUGGAAAAAGCAGCAGAACUGCUGAUGAGCUGUUUCCGAGUCUGUGCCAGUGACACUCGAGCAGGCAUUGAAGAUUCCAAAAAGUGGGGCAUGUUGUUUCUUGUGAAUCAGCUGUUCAAAAUUUAUUUUAAGAUCAACAAGCUCCAUCUAUGUAAACCUUUAAUUAGAGCAAUUGACAGCUCAAAUCUGAAGGAUGAAUACAGUAUGGCACAGCGAGUUACAUACAGAUACUAUGUCGGACGCAAAGCCAUGUUUGACAGUGACUUUAAGCAAGCUGAGGAGUACCUGUCCUUUGCCUUUGAGCACUGUCACCGCUCAAGCCAGAAAAACAAAAGAAUGAUUUUGAUCUACCUGCUGCCAGUAAAGAUGUUGUUGGGCCAUAUGCCAACCAUUCAGCUCUUAAAAAAGUACGACCUUAUGCAGUUUGCUGAAGUAACAAAGGCUGUGAGUGAAGGCAAUCUUCUCCUACUGAACGAUGCGCUGACAAAGCAUGAGACCUUCUUCAUUCGAUGUGGAAUCUUUCUUAUCCUUGAGAAGCUGAAAAUCAUCACAUACAGAAAUCUCUUUAAGAAAGUAUAUUUACUACUCAAAACACACCAACUAUCGCUGGAUGCCUUUCUGUUUGCUCUGAAGUUCAUGCAAGUAGAUGAUGUUGACAUUGAUGAAGUCCAGUGCAUUUUAGCUAACCUUAUUUACAUGGGUCAUAUUAAAGGCUAUAUAUCUCACCAGCAUCAAAAGCUUGUUGUCAGUAAGCAGAACCCAUUUCCUCCGCUGUCAACGGUGUGUUGAGUGUUGCAUCUUAGCCGUGCAAGUACUUUUCGGAUACACAGCUCGCCCAGUGGAGCUGCUCCUAAUCAGCCAGGGAACAUUGUAAAUGACCUGGGUCGUGUCCAGGACUGGAAUACCAGGAACUGUUUGUGGCUCCUUUCCCAGAAUGACCAAGGCUGCCAGUGUAACAAAGUGCAUUGGAAUGAAAUAUUUUUCAGUGAUAGUUUCUGCAGGCUUUCUAGAUCAUUCGAAGUAUCUUACGAAGAAAUAAAAGCAAAGCAUUCCAAACUCCUUCCAAAGUACUUAAAAGCUUUUACGAAGUACUGUGUUACUAUUUCUGCGUUUAUCUUUCGGAAAAUAAAAGUAUCAUCCUUUGGUAGAUACAGUAAUCCAG
This is a messenger RNA of Oxyura jamaicensis (ruddy duck), 1676 nucleotides long. RefSeq names its product PCI domain containing 2 (gene PCID2). Gene Ontology annotation, cellular component: transcription export complex 2. Gene Ontology annotation, molecular function: RNA binding; double-stranded DNA binding. The record is from RefSeq and is a predicted model, not a curated record. Bases 104 to 1303 code for a protein of 399 amino acids. Gene Ontology annotation, biological process: transcription elongation by RNA polymerase II; poly(A)+ mRNA export from nucleus; post-transcriptional tethering of RNA polymerase II gene DNA at nuclear periphery. The transcript is spliced from 14 exons. Lineage: Eukaryota; Metazoa; Chordata; Aves; Anseriformes; Anatidae.